AUGACUGAAUGCGACGAAAGCUCUAACCUUGAACUCGUUUUCCCUAGGACCACUUGGAACGGAAAACAUGAGGAACACAUUACUGGAGUAUCUGCACUGAGACUUUCCCAGAGGUGCCAAGUUGUGGUUCUGUGUCGUCAUAACGGAAUCGACCAACAUCUCCCCUUGUCCAACGCAGCCGGAACACAUGAGGACGCUUUUCAUGUAUGCCGCAUGUUUGGUGCUGUUUUCUUCAGCUUCCAAACAAAUAGUAAUUUCAGCACAAAUUGUUACGCAGAAUCGAUCGGGUUUGUCCCUCCACCAUUUGGACAAUACCAGUGACUACAAAUCCCGAUCUGCAAGAAAUGUGAAACCGGUGAUAUAUAUU
Molecule: messenger RNA, 367 nt
Organism: Dicrocoelium dendriticum
Lineage: Eukaryota; Metazoa; Platyhelminthes; Trematoda; Plagiorchiida; Dicrocoeliidae
Source: the annotation of a GenBank genome assembly